Messenger RNA from Aedes albopictus (Asian tiger mosquito), 4088 nucleotides. Its product is annotated as retinal homeobox protein Rx. Gene Ontology annotation, molecular function: DNA-binding transcription factor activity, RNA polymerase II-specific; RNA polymerase II transcription regulatory region sequence-specific DNA binding. Lineage: Eukaryota; Metazoa; Arthropoda; Insecta; Diptera; Culicidae. Gene Ontology annotation, biological process: regulation of transcription by RNA polymerase II. The record is from RefSeq and is a predicted model, not a curated record. Bases 883 to 3447 code for a protein of 854 amino acids. The transcript has 6 exons.
CAAGCUGCGUGAGAGAGCGAGCGAGAGCUCGCUACUCGUCGUACCGCCCCAUCACCGCCCUGGGCUCACGUACCACACGUACAGCGGCACGGCACGGCCACCGAGAGUUGGAAGCGUGCCUAGGCCAAAGCAUACCCAAGGAUACGGCUGGCUAGAUGUUGAUUUACCUUUCGUGCGUCAAGUUGUGUCUGGUUCCGUCGUUCGCUUGUUCGUUCGUUCGUUAGUUCGUAGAAGCUCUAUGGAGGCAAGCUUUCGGCAGUAGGUGCGUUCGUUCGUUUUUUUCGGCGGUUGGUUUGUGCAACAACGUGACUAGCGACUGUUUCGGAAGCCGCGCAGUGUGUCUACCUAUGGAAUGCAACUGCAAUACUGUUACUGGGAAUGAAUAGUGGAUUUUUGAGUUUUAGAAACAUAGCGCUGAGUUUUGAAAUACGCGCGCGAGUGAUUUGAAUUGUCGAGGAAAAGACGGCUGAAUUGGAAUUUUUUGAUUGCGGCUUUGGCGGAAAAUCGCGUGAGCCGUUUGUUGUGUUCAGAUUGCGUGACUGGUGGGAAAUUCCUGGAUUAGGGAUCGAAGAGAACCUGGGAAAACUGUGAAGCGGGAAAGUAACCGGAAGAGAGUUUAACAAGUGUGCAACGAACUACAUAUCGCGGUGAAUAAUUUGUUUGUUUGUGAGUGAAGCUAAUUGAGUGACUUCCGGAAUUUCCAAGUUAGUUUGAAGGCCUUACCUGGGAGAUCAGUGCACAGAAGUCCUUGAUGGAUCUUAAUGAACGACAUACAUUGAUGUCAAGUGUGAAUCUAGUAGUGCAAUAGUGAAAAGAAGUUUGAGUUCCACCCAUCGAAACAAAUCGUGAAGUGUUGUGAUCAACACUCUGUCCAACUGUACGAUGGACGUCAAAUCUUUGUCGGACGUUCAGAAGCAAAUCUUCCAGAACUUGGUCGAGAAGUUGAUCGCGCGGAACAAAUUUCCCCCGAACGAGGCGGAAGAUGUGCAGAAGCUGCUAGAGAACAUGCGUGAUGCGAAGAAUUUCCACAAAAUCAUGGAAAAGUUGAAAGAGUGCGGUCAGCUGGAUCUGGAUAUCGAGGAAAACUUUCGGGAAGAGAACGGAUUUUUCCUCAAAGAUACGGCGAAAAAGUUUGGACCCGGCGGUCAAACGCUCACCCCGCGGCACACCAUCGACGCAAUACUAGGUUUGAAUAAUUGUGAAAAUGGAGGUGACUCCAGUGACGCCACCGACCUGAGUGCCUCGCCGCUCGGUCACAUCAAGGUGUGCGACCAGCAGCAGAUGCUCGCCAAAGGCGGCGCACCUCUAGCAAACCAAUACCUGGGUAGCCCCUCGCCGGACAAGUUCCAACACCUGGCCAACUACCAGAAUCACAUGAAAAACCUCGACUUUGCUGCCUCGCUGGACUCGGCGGCCCUGGCGGCUGCCACCGGUCAUCACCAGCCUCACCACCCAGGUCUGCAGCACCCUCAGCACCACAAUGCACUGCCUUCGCACGCCGAGCUCGAGUACAUGAAGUCGUUAAAGGAGAACAACAAGUACUUUAUCGAUAGGAACUACCGGGCCUCGCUCGGCUACGGCAGCAACAAAUACGGUGGCGGAGGUGAUCCCGGCUCGGAAGAUGGAAACAGCACAGUGAACGACUACGAAGAUGACCUGUCCUCUCCAACGGGGGUCCUGGCGACGAGCGGAGGCGGCCUGAAGCGCAAGUACUCAGACAACGACGAUCACCUCCUGGACGGAAGCAGCGGAGGAGCGGGCAGCGGUGCGGAUAGCAAUCAGGUCGAGGGUUCCAUUAACAAAUACAGCAAGCUGCAUGACUCAGCUGAUAAAUCAAUUAAGGCUAAUAGUUUCGAUUAUAUGAAAAGUUUCGAUGAUUUACGAGCACGACAAGCGGCGUACGAUGCCGAGCAACAGCUUCACCAACACCAUCAACAACAGCAGCAGCUUCAUCAGCAAGCGCUUCAUCAUCACCAACAGCAAGCGCAGCAACAUCAUCAACAGCAGCAGCAUCAGCACAACGCUCAAUCACAGCAUCCACUCCAGCAGCAACCGCCCCCUCAUCAACAACAGCAACAGCAGCAGCAGCAUAUUGCCUCGGGGUCCUCGUCGGUUCAUGGCCCAUCGGCACUGGCCGCGGCCGCCGGUGAGCACAGGCCCGAUGAUUAUAGGCUUGGUGCGGUGAGUGGUGGCCCCGGUGGUGGUGGUGGUGGUGGCGGCGUCGUCGGCCAGGAAGGCGGUCCGGACAAAUUGGGUGAGGACGGCGGUAUCAGUUAUGCUUCCAGCGAGGAGAUGAACCAAACGACGUCCAGCGAGCAGGGCGAGAAAAUGGGCUCCGGAAGCGAUGACGAAGGCGGAGACGACGGAUGCUCCAAGAAGAAACACCGCCGCAACCGAACCACCUUCACCACUUACCAGCUGCACGAGCUGGAGCGAGCCUUCGAAAAGUCCCACUAUCCGGAUGUCUACUCGCGGGAGGAGCUGGCGAUGAAAGUGAACCUACCGGAGGUUCGAGUACAGGUCUGGUUCCAGAACCGGAGGGCAAAAUGGCGCCGCCAGGAAAAGUCGGAGAGUUUACGACUGGGGUUGUCCCACUUUUCGCAGCUACCCCACCGACUGUCCUGCAACGGUGCGAAUCUUCCGGUGGAUCCGUGGCUGUCGCCACCACUGCUGUCUGCUCUUCCCGGCUUCCUGUCCCACCCCCAGGGUGUCUACCCGAGCUAUCUAACGCCACCGCUAAGCCUGAAUCCGUCCAACCUGGGCAUGACCAAUCUGGGCUUGGGUCACCCCAAUGGCCCGCAGAACCUCAGAAUCUCCCCGCAGGGCAUGGCCGCCAUGCAGCAGCAGAUGGCCGGUCACAAUAUGCGCCUUUCCCCGCCUCACCCGAACGGAGCCAUCACCCCGCAGAACCUCUCGAUGGCCCCGCAGCAGCCGCUCACGCCUCGCCACUCGCCGCUCGGAGGACCCGCAGUGGGCCUCGGCGCUCCCGGCCAAACCCAUCCGUCCCAGCCUCCGCCCCAGCUUGGCUCUGUAAAUAUACCCAUAACAUCACCCCAAAACCUUUCACUAACGCCACCUGGUUUAAGAUCGCCGCAAAGUUUAAGUAGCAGUAGCACCUCGAACAACAACAACCCCCUGUCGGGCCACGGACCCCUGAGUCCCAACUCCUCGGCCGCCUCGUCGCCCACCUCGUCGUCCGGUCCGAAAAUGACCAAGCUGGCUAGUUUCGACCAUCAACCUCCCCAGGACGGUGGCAGCCCGCUAGACGACCAACGCAUUCUAGGGGCUGCCCUAGGAGGGGCCCAAGAUGGCGGAUCGACCGGCGCAGCCCUCAAUAUGACUGUGAAUCACUCCACCGACAUGAGGACCAACUCGAUAGCCUCGCUGCGGAUCAAGGCCAAGGAACACCUGGAGAACAUCAACAAAGGCAUGACCACGAUGGUGUAAUACCCAGCCUCCGGUAGGGCGGUUUCAAAUGACGGUGAAAAAGUUUCCUAACGUUCGUCAGUAGAAAGUGACACUCACUCCCUACUGUUCCCUAGCUAAGUUCAAAUUAUCAAAAACUCACAGUGAAGCUACAAAAAAAAACAAGCAAAAUGAUCUCCCCAAUGAUGGAAGUACUAAGUAGGUAACGAGGCAUUAUAAAAAUAAAUUAUUUUUAACAAAAAAGGAAAAUUGUAAAUAGCAUCCCUUGCAAUCCCGGAUUGAGAGGCAAUCGCUGGAACAGACGUUGAAUCAGAACCACUUAGAAGAAGCAAACCCAGCUUAUUUAGGAAUGAAGUUAACAAUGCGCAGUGGUGUAAAUAUGCGAAAUCUUCCCGUUUUGAACAGUUUUAAGGAAUAAAAUAAAACAGAUUAGAACCUAAACGAAGUGAUUCAGUGACAGAACGGUAGAAGCUACAGCAGCUGUGUACAUAGGAAUAUAGUGCUAAUAGCGUAAUUUAGUGUUUCGGCUUGAGCAGAGCAGUUGAAACAAUUCUUUCAUCAUUUUAAUUUGUGUAAAAAUAUAAACUGUGGAUUGAGCGCCAAGCACAACACAAACCGUUCACGAUUAGGCUGUAAGAAAUGCUCCUAAUAAAUUGAAAAUU